UCUAGUCUAUUAGCCUUAGAUCUAGAUCUAGUCUCUUAGCCUGUCUUCUUCGUUACAGUGCAUCUGUUUCCUGUAGGAAGGUCUUUGUAAGUCCUGAGGAUCUUGUGAUAUGGCCAUACAGUUUUAGUUUGCAUUUUGUUGACAGUUGUUGUCAGGUUAUCGUGAGGCGCUUAUAUAAAUCAGUCUGACUUCAGUGCCAAAGGCAUAAUUAUGUUAUAAAAAAACCUGUAAUAGUCUUUUGUUUCUUUCUACACCAACAAUCUGUUUUUUAACUGACUUUUUCUUAAUGUCUUUGAAGAUUAAAAUAUGCCUAAGCAGCUGGUGUAUACAUACAUCAGUGCAACUCAGUGUGUCAGAUUAAAUGGUGUUGGGUUAUGAAUAAAUUGAAGAGAUAAAAUGUUUUAACUACACUAGCACUUCAAGAUUACUUUCACUUUAACUACACUUUUUAAAAAAUGGAAGGUCAUUCCGACAAUCAGGAUCCGACUAAUUUGAAACAUUGUAAGAUGAACUUACCAAGUUGGAAAGAUGGAGCAUUUCAUAUUGGUGUGGACACAUUACCCACAGCAUUCAAUCCAGUUGUUGUUUUGAAAAAGCUGAGUUUGACCACAGUUAAACAGUGUGAAGGUUUUAAUCAGCCAUUACUGAACAAGGCCAAAAUCAUCUUGCCAGUGGAAGCAGCAACAGAUUGUCAACCAAAUACAUGGUACGAUGAGAACCAAUCAUUAUCUGAUAUUUCUGUUUCUGAUAUAGAGCUCUCUGACGGUGAUGAACUCAUCAAUACUCUAACUAACAAAGAGUCUAUUAAGUCAGCUGAGAGAAAAAAACACUCAGACCAAACAAAAGAUAGUAACAAUACAGAUGUGAAACUGACUUGUCAUUCACGGCCUGUAGAUGCUAUCAGGACCAGAGAAAAGAAAGAGAGUCAAAAAAUAGUGCAAGCAGUAGUUCAAAUUGAAAAUAAAAAGACUGAGGUGGAAAAAGAAGUUAAAGUCAGCCUUAGUAGACUGGACACUGAAGUAAUGAGUAGUAGUGAAGAAGAGAGUGUUAAAAAUUCUAGCAAUGCAAAGCAGGAUCUAUCCAAAAAUGUUCCAGAUAAUACUAAACUUCAUUUGGAAGCUAAAGAUAAGGAUUAUCUGAAAGAUACAGCUAAACCUGACUUAAAAGAUAAGAAUACAUUUGAUUGUAAAGAUGGAGGUAAAGUUGAAUCAAAAGUUGGAGGUAAAGUUGAGUUAAAAGAUGGAGCUAAAGUUGAGUUAAAAGAUGGAGCUAAAGUUGAGUUAAAAGAUGGAGCUAAAGUUGAGUUAAAAGAUGGAGCUAAAGUGGAGUUAAAAGAUGGAGCUAAAGUUGAGUUAAAAGAUGGAGCCAAAGUUGAGUUAAAAGAUGGAGUCAAAGUUGAGUUAAAAGAUGGAGCUAAAGUUGAGUUAAAAGAUGGUACUAAACUUGAACUGACUAAAUUAGGAAAGAAGGACAGUCACAAUGUUACACGUGAAAAAGACAGUGAACGGGUUAAGUCAACAUUUGAAACUCCAAGAAAGACAAAACGUCAGCACUCUGCAGACACUGAUACGAGCAGAAUAAAGCAAUCCAAAGUUGAAGUUCCGGGACUAUUUCUUCCUUCAGUCAAAGAGGCACAGAAAAUAAACAAAAACUUCAGCCCUAAUACACGCUACAAGCUAGAUUUAAACAUGAUUACAAUAUCUGACCUUGGUAAUGAAGCAUUUAGAAAGUUUUUGAACUUAGCUUCAGAUUGUGCUUUACAGUUUACCAAAAAAAAGAAUCCAAACUCUUUACAUGGUUCUGUUUCACUUUAUUUUGGAGAUGCAUCUAGUCUUCAAAUGUCCCUCCAGAAAUUGAGUCUGUUGCCAACAUUGGCAGGCAAUGCUUGUAUACGAUGCAUUAUAAAAUGUAUGGAAAUUAAAACAGAAGAACAGCGCACUGACCAACCGAAAUAUUCUUUAUUAGGUAGAAUGACAUUUCAAUUCAAUGCUGAGAAAGCAGACAGAUUGAGACAGCUACAUAUAAAUAAAGAUAGGAAAAACGAGGGCACAAAGAAGAAAAGUGCCCAGGUUCGCAGAAUACAUUCAGCAAUGAAUCAAGAGAUGCUGAUUCUGCUCUUUCCAUUUUCUCUCAAUGUCCACAUUUCUGAAGUAGAUCAUCCGAUGAAAGGAGUCAAAGGACCUGUUGAUGUGGAGUUUGAGAACCAAGACUGGAUGGAGGCUGUGCUAACAUGUUUUCAAGAUUUUGUUUUCAUUCCUUCUGGUCAACAUGCUAAACCAUUUUUUUUAAAAAUUGACAACUUCACACCACCAACCAAUAAGUCUUUUAACAAGCCAUCUCAGCAACAAGAAUUACAACAGAAAAAAAGACAAGAAUCUUCUGGUAAUACUCCUAAUGAUAGCGCUAAAGGAAAUAAGAUAGGUCAAGACAAAAGAAGUAACAAUAGUCAUGAUUCCAUGCCAAGGAAAAGGCCUGAAAGGAGACAUGAAACUACUGACCAGAAAAAAGGAAUUCAUGAAAUGGGAGGAAAUAAAAGCAAACAAAGUCAACAAGAUAAAGUCUGGCUUGCCCCAACUAGUUCAGAUCCAUCCAAAGUAGAUUUAUAUCAACUGGCUGUGUCACGUGGGCUGGAUCCAAGCAACAGAGAUGUGAUCAAAAUACUGGAGAUGUCUGUUCAGUUGGAAGCUCUUCAAGCAGCUCAACUGGGAGUUGAAAGUGUACUCAGACUACGCAAUGAUGAAGUUAAGUCUCACCAAGAAGUCAUAUCUCAAACAGGAUUCAGUGAUCUGGACUACAGUCAAGCUGAAAAAUCUCUCAAAGAAAACAUAGCCAUCAAAAUGAAGUUAUUGGAGGAGCUUGAAGAGAAAUUUAGAGGAAAGUCUGGCGGGAAACAGAGUACCAUUGGCUUAGCCACUAAGGCUGGCUUUGGUGCUGGAUCUCGAUCACCUAGUCGUCGAAAGCACCCUUCAUCGGAUCACAGUAGGUCACGGUCAAGCAGUCACAGUCGAGGAAGUGAUAGGAAGUACAGAAAGAAGGAUGAUGGUAGACAUGACCUCGACUAUACAGCUAAGGAGGACACUUUUGAUCCUACCAGAAAUGAUGCACCUUUAGACUUCAGCAAGCCCACUUCAUUUGUCUCCACUGAACAAGCAGUAACUCAAGAUUACGUCAGAACUCUACAAGUUCUUCAAGAAAUGAAGCCAGCUUAUAUUGUGAAAGAGGACAAAUGUCAGUCUGUUGAAGAAAUGUGUCUGCCUGUUCAAUUUGGAAAGAAUGCUCUCAAAAAAACUCCUCAAGAACUUGAGCAAGAGAAAAAACAAGCUGUAAAUAAGCACAAGAAUUCUGACUUCUAUAGGGAGACUAGACCUAGAGCUGCAGUUAGUUUGAAUAGAGACAGAGGACUUGAUAGUGUCGAUACCAACAGGAGGCAUUUAAAUGAAGGCACAGGCAGAGGACUUGAUAGUGUUAAUACCAACAGGAGGCACUUAAAUGAAAGUACAGGCAGAGGACUUGAUAGUGUGGAUUCCAACAGGAGGCAUUUAAAUGAAGGCACAGGCAGAGGAUUUGAUAGUGUCGAUACCAACAGGAGGCAUUUAAAUGAAGGCACAGGUAGAGGACUUGAUAGUGUCGAUACCAACAGGAGGCAUUUAAAUGAAGGCACAGGCAGAGGAUUUGAUAGUGUCGAUACCAACAGGAGGCAUUUAAAUGAAGGCACAGGUAGAGGACUUGAUAGUGUCGAUACCAACAGGAGGCAUUUAAAUGAAGGCACAGGUAGAGGACUUGAUAGUGUUGAUAUGAGCAGGAGACAUUUAAAUGAAGGUACAGGCAGAGGACUUGAUAGUGUUGAUAUGAGCAGGAGGCAUUUAAAUGAAGGCACAGGUAGAGGACUUGAUAAUGUUGAUAUGAGCAUAAGGCAUUUAAAUGAAGCUACAGGCAGAGGACUUUUGAGAUUCAAUGAAAGAAGUUCUGAGAAAUCAGAAUUUAGAGCAACAGACAAAGUCAGUGAAAUGACUGCAAGAUUAAAAGCCAGGAAUUACCAAGAAGAUAAUUUAAAGGCAGAUGACUAUUGGAAUCUGAAAUCUACAGAAUCCAACUACCUUACAGCUCCUGAUUAUGACAAAUAUGAUGAGACAGGGCAUGAGAGCUGGGACACAACUUCUGUGCAAUCAUUUGCGAAGGUCGACAGAAGUCAGUUGGAUAGCACUGGACAAUCACAGUCAAAAAUCAACAGGGGUCCUUCAACUUUCCAACCAUUAGAUAAUCAUUGGGAAAAAAGAUCAAUUCAGUUGCUGGCUAGCAAUCAAUCAAUAGGAACUUAUAAACCCAGCCAUGAUAAAGCUGAUGAAUUGUUUCAGUUCAGUAAUAGACAAAAUGAAUCAUUCAAUGCUGUAUCAAGAGUUAAACUUAAUGACUUUGGUUCUAGACAAAAUGAAUCACUCAACAUGCCAAGAGCCAAAUGUUAUGAAUUUGGUUCUGGACAGAAUGAAUCACUAAAUACUAUGUCAAGAGCCAAAGCUAAUGAGUUUGGUAGUAAACAGAGUGACUCACUGAACACUGUGCCAAUAGCCAAAGCUAGUGAGUUUGGUAACAGACAGAAUUUUAACAGGUCUAACAAUGGUCUUCUAGGUGAGAGACCUAAUGCUUUUAUUUCGGGCCUGCCAACUGAGCAAAGUCAUCAAGUGAGAACAUCAAGCCUUCAUGGACUUCAAAAUAGAGGAAUACAGAACUUUGGACAGCUGAGUGCUCCCACAAACUUUGGACAGCUGAGUGCUCCCACAAACUUUGAAAGCAAAGUCUCUCAAAAACAAAAUUAUGUCAGAUCUAAACAAAACUAUGCUACAUUGAAGGAAGACAUGUUUACACAAGAACAAGACUACACUGCACAACAAGACUACACUGCACAACAAGACUACACUGCCCAAGAGGAACAAGGAAACUUCUUCCAAGAAAGUCAAAGCAAUGUACCGCAGCCAAGAGUCAAGAAAACUUUUCAUCAACCUAACAGAUACAAUUCAUUCAAUGAUGCAGCUUUAGGUAGAAACACCCAAGUUCAACCUACUGCCCUAGAGAGAAACAACAUUCCAAUGGCAGCCCAAGGUAGAAACUUUCUUUCUACAUCUGCAGCUCCAGUUAGAAAUAUCAAUGCUCUGUCUGCAGCUACAGUAAAUAUCCAUGCUCCAUCUGCAGCUCUGGGUAGAAAUACCUAUGUUCCAUCUCUGGCUCCAGGUAGGAAUAUCCAAGCUCUGUCUGCAGCUUCAGGUAGGAAUAUCCAAGCUCUGUCUGCAGCUCCAGAAAGGAAUAUCUCUGCUCUGUCUGCAGCUCCAGGUAGGAAUAUCCAAGCUCUGUCUGCAGCUCCAGGUAGGAAUAUGCCUGCAAUGCCAGCAGCUACAGUAAAUAUCCAUGCACUGUCUACAGCUCAACACAGGAAUAUCCAAGAUCUGUCUGUAGCUCAAGGGAGGAAUAUCCAGUCUCUUCCUGCAGCUCCAAAUAGGAAUACCCAUGCUCUGUCUGCAGCUCCAGGCAGGAAUAUCCAAUCUCUGUCUGUAGCUCAAGGUAGGAACAUUAAUGCUGGGCAAGCAACUCAAAGAAUAAACAUUCAGGCACAACAAAUGACUACUGCAGGCAGAAUCAUCAAUGGUCCACUCACAUCUCAAAGAAACUCUCAUAUUCCCUCCUUGUUUGAAGUUAAUGAUUAUGUCUCUUCCAACCAACAAGUGAGACAUGGCUACUAGAAUGAUUUCUGAAUUAUCUUUAAAGAAAAACAUUUUCAAGUAUUCAAUUUGGUGUAUUUGUACAACUAUUGUAUUGUAUUCAUCAUCAUGCUUGAUUGGUGUCUGUCUUGAAUGUGUUUUUCUGUAAUAGAGUUAGGCUAAUGAUCAAAAUUAAGCUGCAGAAUUUGAGAGGGCUCACAAAUCAAGUCACCAAAGCUUGUUAGGCCAGAAGCAAAAGAAUUGUGUAGAAGAAAUGUUCAAGGCUUGUGAAUGAUGUAUAGUUGUUCAUGAUAUUUUGUAUCUAUGUUUUCAAAUUAAAUUGAUUUUUAGAAAUGAA
This is a messenger RNA of Biomphalaria glabrata, 6048 nucleotides long. RefSeq lists its product as uncharacterized. The transcript has 12 exons. The coding region runs from base 456 to 5732 and encodes 1758 amino acids. The record is from RefSeq and is a predicted model, not a curated record. Lineage: Eukaryota; Metazoa; Mollusca; Gastropoda; Planorbidae.